UGGUCGACCAGGGCGGUUCGAGAAAUCCGAGACUACUCACGUACGUGAAAAUAAUAAAAUAAAAUGGAUAGCAAAAGCAAUUCUUCGUCUGCUGCUGCAUUGACUGCGAAUCGAGUGAGGGAGCAGCUACCAGAUGAUUGGAAGAUCCUGCGAGAUGUUCACGAACUGCUGCAAAAGCAGAAUGCCUUCUGUGUGAGUCCCCAACAAUGGGGUGAACAGAAAAUUGUUGAGUUUGUGCAGCCGUCCGAGUUGAAGCAACUUAUCAAUCUCAAGAUUGAGGAAAAGGAAACGCACAGUCUGAGCGAGAUCGAGAAGCUUUGUCAGCUCGUGAUUCGGUAUUCGGUGAAAACUUCACACGGACGUUUUCACAAUCAACUCUUCGGACAACUAGAUCCAUAUGGACUAGCUGGUGCUUGGAUUACCGAAGCGCUCAAUACAAGCUCUUACACCUAUGAAGUGGCGCCUGUAUUUUCGCUGAUCGAGACCGAGGUAAUAUCAACAGUUUGCCGUUUGGCCGGCUACGACGAGGGCGUGGGUGAUGGCAUCUUUUCGCCCGGUGGCUCCAUGUCCAACAUGUACGGUGUGGUGUUGGCUCGCUAUAAGCGGGCCCCAGAGGUAAAGACAUCGGGCAUGUUUGGAAUGCGGCCGCUGGCAAUCUUUACCUCUGAGGAGUCACAUUAUAGUCUGAAGAAGGCGGCACAUUGGCUGGGCUUCGGGGCUGAUCACUGUAUCGCAGUACGCACAAAUGGUCGCGGUCAAAUGGAGUUGGGGGACUUGGAGUCUAAGAUAGAAGAGGCCAAGAGUCGUGGUUGGGAGCCGUUUUUCGUGAACGCCACAGCCGGCACAACAGUGUUGGGUGCCUUCGAUGAUCUCGAUGGUCUUGCCGAUCUCGCGGCGCGUCAUGGCCUCUGGCUGCAUGUAGACGCCUGUCUGGGUGGAUCUGCCCUGCUCGCCACCCAGCAUCGUUCGCUGCUCAAGGGACUGGCACGCGCCAACUCCUUUGCCUGGAAUCCGCACAAGACGCUGGGCGCACCGCUUCAGUGCUCGCUCUUCAUAACACGCGAGUCGGAUUUGCUGGCGCGCUGCAACAGCAUUGAGGUGAACUAUUUGUUCCAGCAGGACAAAUUCUAUGACGUCUCCUAUGACACGGGCAACAAGAGUGUGCAAUGCGGUCGCAAGAUCGACGCCUUUAAGUUCUGGCUAAUGCUGAAGGCUCGUGGCUAUAGCCAAUACGGCCAUCUGGUUGAUCAUGCCAUCAAUAUGGCCCGUCUGCUGGAGCAGAAACUGCGCGCACGUGCGGAUCGUUUCAGGCUGGUGCUCGAUACGCAUGAGUACUCCAAUGUUUGUUUCUGGUACAUUCCCAAGAACAUGCGGGGUCGCCAAGAGACCGCGGAGUGGUGGACACGUUUGUACACAGUGGCACCCAAAAUCAAGGAACAGAUGGCAUACAGUGGAACGGUUAUGGUUGGUUACACUCCCCUUGCCAGUCGAAAUCUAGGAAACUUCUUCCGCAUGGUCUUCACUUGUUUUCCAGUUUUAGAAGCAAACGAAUUGGAUAUUCUACUUGACGAGAUCGAGAAAUUGGGAGAGCAGUAGACAUAUUAACGCACUCCUUCCUUUUGCAUUUACAAUGUUUAUAAAAAAUAAUCUUAGAUAUUAAAAGCAAAAAACAUUAUUCAAAGCGA
Molecule: messenger RNA, 1685 nt
Organism: Scaptodrosophila lebanonensis
Lineage: Eukaryota; Metazoa; Arthropoda; Insecta; Diptera; Drosophilidae
Product: cysteine sulfinic acid decarboxylase
Exons: 4
Coding region: 64-1596 (510 amino acids)
Biological process (GO): carboxylic acid metabolic process
Cellular component (GO): cytoplasm
Molecular function (GO): carboxy-lyase activity; pyridoxal phosphate binding
Source: RefSeq, a predicted model, not a curated record